AACGUGGCCCUUGAUUCCAAAAUGGAGGUCGAACUUAGGGAAGCGUCUGGCUCGAAAGACAGGAAAAUCAAUAGUGCAGAAGGAAAAACACAGACGAUAGGCUGGCAGUCCUUGCUAACUUUCACCAUCCUUUCUUUGGCAUGGCUGGUGGGUUUCGCAAGCCGGCUUUUUGCUGUGAUACGGUUCGAGAGCAUUAUUCACGAGUUCGACCCUUGGUUCAACUAUCGCUCCACCCACCAUCUUGUCUCCCAUGGCUUUUACAAUUUUUUGAACUGGUUUGAUGAGAGAGCAUGGUAUCCGCUGGGCAGGAUUGUUGGGGGAACUGUUUAUCCAGGCUUGAUGUUGACUUCAGCAUCAGUUCACUGGAUUCUAAACACGCUCAAUAUCACGGUGCACAUCAGAGAUGUGUGCGUUUUUCUAGCACCCAUGUUUAGUGGUCUCACAGCUAUAGCAACAUACUUGCUGACCAAGGAGCUGUGGAAUGACCGUGCUGGCCUCUUUGCUGCUUGUUUCAUAGCAAUUGUUCCUGGGUACAUAUCUCGGUCAGUGGCAGGAUCAUAUGACAAUGAAGGAAUAGCCAUCUUUGCAUUGCAGUUUACUUAUUUCCUAUGGGUAAAAUCUGUUAAGACUGGUUCAGUGUUCUGGGCAGCAUGUACCAGCUUAUCAUACUUCUAUAUGGUCUCAGCAUGGGGUGGAUAUGUGUUCAUAAUCAAUCUGAUUCCUCUUCACGUCUUCUUUCUGCUUCUCAUGGGGAGGUUCUCAUUCAGGAUAUACGUUGCAUACACAACUUUUUUCAUCAUGGGUCUCCUUAUGUCUAUGCAAGUACCUUUUGUUGGUUUCCAGCCAAUCAGGACAAGUGAACACAUGGCUGCGGCAGGCACAUUUGCCCUGCUCCAGGCCUAUGCAUUUUUGGUGUACCUGAGAACAAAAAUAUCAUGGACUGAUUUCAAGAACAUUUUUGUUUUUGCUGUAGUAACUGUGGCUGGUUUAGUGUUUGUCGCUGUCAUUUUCCUUACUUACGCUGGUUAUGUUGCACCGUGGAGUGGAAGAUUUUAUUCCUUAUAUGAUACCGGAUAUGCCAAGAUUCACAUUCCGAUUAUUGCGUCUGUUUCUGAACAUCAGCCGACUACGUGGGUGUCAUUCUUUUUUGACCUUCACAUUUUAAUUUGCACCUUUCCUGCUGGCCUGUGGUUUGUGGUCAAGAAAAUCAACGAUGAAAGAGUGUUUGUUGUUCUCUACGCUACCACAGCUGUGUAUUUUGCUGGUGUGAUGGUUCGUCUCAUGUUGACCUUGACUCCAGUUGUGUGCAUCCUGGCAGCCAUUGCUUUCUCUGUGACUUUAGAUAACUACCUUGUCGAUGAUCGGCCAUCUGAGAACAAGGAGUCUGAAGCUGCUUCUGCUGAUGUAGACAGCAGUAGUGAAGAAAAUGACAAGAAGAAGAAGAAAGAUCUGUAUGAUAAGCCUGGUAAGAAGAAGUCUCAGUCUCAGAAUAACAAGAAGCAGGAACAAGAGAUAGAAAAAGAGGAAGAUGGUGGAGUGAUCGGAGCUAAUCUCAAGGGAAUGGUUGUCAUGUGCAUAGUGAUGAUGCUGAUGAUGUUUGCGGUACAUUGCACCUGGGUGACGAGUAAUGCCUACUCCAGUCCCUCGGUCGUGCUGGCGUCUACUAACUAUGAUGGGAGUCGAAACAUUUUAGAUGAUUUCAGAGAAGCAUACUUCUGGCUUAGACAGAAUACAGACGACAAUGCUCGGGUAAUGUCUUGGUGGGAUUAUGGGUAUCAGAUUGCUGGUAUGGCCAAUAGAACGACACUUGUGGACAAUAACACGUGGAAUAACAGUCAUAUAGCCCUGGUUGGAAAAGCCAUGUCGUCCAACGAGACAGCGGCGUACAAGAUUAUGAAGAUGCUGGAUGUGGAUUAUGUGCUGGUUAUAUUCGGCGGUGUGAUUGGUUACUCUGGUGAUGAUAUCAACAAGUUUCUGUGGAUGGUUAGGAUUGCCGAGGGCGAACACCCUCAAGAAAUCAAGGAGUCAGACUACUUCACUCCGCAAGGCGAGUUUCGUGUGGACUCUGCUGGUUCACCCAUCUUGUUGAACUGCCUCAUGUACAAGAUGUGUUAUUAUCGCUUUGGAGAGAUGCAGCUGGACUUUCGGUCUCCGUCUGGUUUCGACCGGACGCGUAACGUCGAAAUUGGAAAUAAAAACUUCCAGUUAGAGCAUUUAGAAGAAGCUUUCACUUCUGAGCAUUGGCUAGUUAGAAUUUACAGGGUUAAAGAUUACGCUAAUCGAGUGAAGAGCGGUGUACCUAUGAGGAUAACAAAUUUAAAACCAAGAAACAAGUAUAUUCCUCGGCGGAAUAAUAGGAAAGGAUACAUUAAACACAAACUCAACGUUAUUCAAGGCAAGAGAGUUCAACAAAAAGGCAAAAAGAAAAGCAAAGGCAAGAAAGCCAAGAGAAGCACAUGAUCAACUGACCCCGUCAUGUAAAACAAAACGGACGUUCUCCGUACUCAGAAAAUCGCGUGCGAAAAUUCGUAGACUAACUCCGGUAUUAGGUUGAAAUUGUUUUAGUAUGUUAUUUUAGGUGUUUCACUAGUUUGUUUGUACGGUCGAACCUCUCCUCACGGAAACCUCCAUAUUAAAUACGGACAUCUCUAUAUUGCGGACAGUUCACUUGGUCCAAGAGAAAGUAGCAUUCACACGAAAACGUCCAUUAUACCUAUACUCAGCCCAGUCCCUUUGUUGUCCGUGUUAAAGAGGUUCCACCGUGCUUCCUCAUGCAUGACACUGUCACGCUAUUUGAAAUGAUUGCGUUACAAGGAUGAUUGCGUUAUCGAUUGUCUAAAGACUUCGUUUUAUGCUGUAUAAACUGUAAAAGUGGACGAAUUUGACUUAAAUUUCGCUUAAAAAAUUAGAAGCAAGACCUCAAUUGGCAAUGCCUGACAUGACACGGUAUUCUCCAAAUUCAGCGCUAAACUAAUCUGCAUGAGUUUAACAGACUCUUGCAGUUUGAAACACAGUUUUUGGGAUUUAUUCAACGUGUUUUAUUGCCGCCGUCAUUAAGGUUGUUACGCAACGCUCUAGGAGCAUUGGGCGUGAACAAAAAUACUCGGAACUGGCCAAGAAUGUUAAAAUGCAGAACAAUGUCUUUUAUGUAAAAAGUCCUUCAGAGGUGGUGUGAAAUUUCAAUUUAUUUUAUUGCAUUUGGUUGAAAAAAGAAAUGGAACUUGUUUCAGCUGGCCCAACUUUGCUGGCAAGGCUUACUUUAAAAUUACACAAGGGCCUUCCCUAGAGUCAUGAGUUGUAAGGAUUACACUGCUCGUUUGAAAAGUUUAUCAAGUCCCAGACUUCAUUUUCUGGUUAUUUUUAGUCAAUUAUUUUCAUUUUUUUCUUUUUCAAUUUUGAGGUAAAACAUUUUGAUUUUUGUCAUCAGACGGCGCAAUGCACCCAUCAAAGGAACAUAAAAAUCCGUUUAACCCUAAAUGUUCAACAGCUAACUUCUUCUUUGUAGGGUGGGGUGAAGUUCUCAUGGCUGUGCAACCUCGUCUCCAGGGUCUCUCGUCUUCCAGUCCUAGCGGUAGGGCGGGAAGAUGAGACCCUGGGAACGAGGGUGGUUGUUUAUGCAGUUGCCCUCGCUUCCAACGCGUACGUUUUUCGGGAAAAAUGUUAUUUAAAGUUUUACCAGUAGGUGACAUUAAAUGUAACUUGGAGUCAGUAAUUAUUGGAGACAAAAUGCUAUUUCUCAUUUGAAAAGAAAAACGCCUUGUGAUGAUCCUUGAAUUCUUGCGUUGGUUUCAUUACAACCUUCAGAACAAAUACAUAGCUAUAGAAUUGUUGUUUGCAGGUUUGUUUUUUCACGUACAGAGCUGUUGCGUGACGGAACAAUUAACUGCUGCAAAGGAAGCUAGUAGACGGUAUAAGAAUUUGUUUUGACGUCAAAGAUUAAUUUAAAUCCGCCCUGUUUAUAUCCUAAUGUUUUUUCGCUUGUACGUUAAAAACGAGCUAACCAUAAUUUUUCUAUUCUUUGAUCGAAGAAAGGUAUCGAGUGUACAUUUUGCGUCCUAGAAACAACUGUAAAAUUAGUGUUAAGCUUUCGUGCUUUUAAGGAAAUUGAAAUUAAAUUGAAUUUCUAUGAUA
Messenger RNA from Orbicella faveolata, 4131 nucleotides. RefSeq names its product dolichyl-diphosphooligosaccharide--protein glycosyltransferase subunit STT3B-like. Gene Ontology annotation, cellular component: membrane. Gene Ontology annotation, biological process: post-translational protein modification. Gene Ontology annotation, molecular function: dolichyl-diphosphooligosaccharide-protein glycotransferase activity. The record is from RefSeq and is a predicted model, not a curated record. Lineage: Eukaryota; Metazoa; Cnidaria; Anthozoa; Scleractinia; Merulinidae.